Molecule: messenger RNA, 2183 nt
Organism: Gambusia affinis (western mosquitofish)
Lineage: Eukaryota; Metazoa; Chordata; Actinopteri; Cyprinodontiformes; Poeciliidae
Product: beta-galactosidase-1-like protein 2
Exons: 20
Coding region: 142-2064 (640 amino acids)
Biological process (GO): carbohydrate metabolic process
Cellular component (GO): vacuole
Molecular function (GO): beta-galactosidase activity
Source: RefSeq, a predicted model, not a curated record
UAGCAUAUAACAGAGACACUGACUUUCCAGGAGAAGCUCAGUGGAACCUGUCCUGAAGCUGAAUAGCAUUCGUCGCAGGAAACCAUUACCGAAGAAGCUAAUUUCUGUUUAAAACAGAGCAGGGGAUCCAACAGCUCACCCAUGGGUGUCCUGAGGACAAGAACUAAACAGAAACAGAUACAUGCAUUCAUUUGCUUGUGCAUAGUUGGCUUCAUCUUCUACAAGUAUCUGGGAUUCUUUCAGAGCUCAUCACAAACGGACUUGAAGAAGAUGAGGAAGAUGGGCCUGAACACCAACUUAUCCCAGUUCACUCUGGAUGGGAAGCCCUUCUUCAUCCUCGGGGGAUCCGUUCACUAUUUCCGUGUGCCCAGGCCGUACUGGAGAGACCGACUGUUGAAGAUGAUGGCCUGUGGCAUCAACACCCUAACUACGCAUGUUCCAUGGAGUCUGCACCAGCCGGAGAAGGGCGUGUUCAACUUCCACACACAGUUGGAUUUAGAAGCAUUCAUAUCUCUGGCAGCUGAGCUGGGGUUGUGGGUUAUUUUAUGCCCUGGUCCCUAUAUUUCUGCCGACAUGGACCUGGGAGGACUGCCAAGCUGGCUCCUCAGAGACGACAGUAUGAGACUAAGGACCACUCACCCUGGCUUCAUUCAGGCUGUCAACACCUAUUUUGACAAACUUAUACCAAAAGUGGUUCCAUUUCAGUUCCACAAAGGGGGUCCUAUUAUUGCAGUGCAGAUUGAAAAUGAAUAUGGAUCUUUUGCAAAGGAUGAAAAGUACAUGUUAUUCAUUAAAGAGGCUUUAUGGUCCAGAGGAAUCAGAGAGGUCUUGCUCACAUCAGAUAAAAGCAACUCAUUUAAGUUGGGGGGUGUUGUUGGAGCUCUCCGGGCAGUAAAGCUACGGAAAAUGAAUCAGAGAAUCAUCCAGGAGCUGAACUCUGUCAAGCCCAACAAGCCUUUCUUGGUGAUGGAAUACUGGACUGGCUGGUAUGAUACAUGGGGGGAACUUCACCAUGUGCUGCCUCCCGAAGACACGGUGUCCACAGUAAGGAAUAUUCUGAGAAGAGGCAUGUCUGUCAAUCUGCACAUGUUCCACGGAGGAUCCAGUUUUGGCUUCAUGAACGGAGCAGAUUCUGAUCUUUCCUAUAAAGCUUUGGUCUCCAGCUAUGAUUAUGAUGCUCCGUUAUCUGAAGCAGGGGGAUACACUGCAAAGUAUCACCUUCUAAGGGAUUUAUUUUCUCAAUUCAGACCAGAAGGUAACAGCCUCCCAGACAUGCCGAAGUUGCGUUACAGUGAUUCCUAUGAAACUGCCAUUAUGUACCAGCAUCUCUCAUUAUGGGAUGCUUUAAGCUUCACUGAGAGUCCUUUCACAUCCUCCAAGCCAGUAAAUAUGGAGAACCUACCUGCAAACAAUGGCAACGGCCAGUCAUAUGGCUACACUCUGUAUGAGACCACCAUCACUAGCGGAGGGAUUCUACAGUCAGGUGACAAUGUUCGGGAUUGUGCUCUGGUGUAUGUAGACAAGAAAUAUAUUGGUCUUUUGAAGCGCAAGAUCCUUGAGCUGGCUGUUCCUGAUGGUAAGGAAGAGCGGACUUUGAGCUUCCUGGUUGAAAACCGUGGACGAGUUCACAGAGGAAGAAACCUUGACAAACAGCGUAAAGGUCUGGUGGGGGACAUUUUAUUCAACGGCAUCCCCUUGCGGGGUUUUACAACAUACAGCCUGGAUAUGAAAUUCGACUUUAUUGAAAGUCUUAAUCAGGCAUCUUGGAAAAAUCUCCCAGAAACUCCCAGCUUUCCUGGAUUUUUUAUGGGAAGAGUGUUUGUGUACAGCUAUCCGAGUGACACGUUUGUGAAGCUGCCAGGCUGGGGAAAAGGUGUUGUGUUCAUAAACAGUCUGAAUCUUGGUCGCUAUUGGUCAGUGGGCCCACAGCAGUCUCUCUACCUCCCUGGGCCCUUUCUCCACAGUGGAGUAAACCAGAUCGUUGUCUUUGAGGAGAUGGAGGGAGACUACUAUGUCCACUUUGAGGAUUCACCUGAUCUGGGCAUGGAAGUAGAAAUCGACUGAACAUCUGGGUGUGAAAGUGAUCUACAUCUUGAUGUAUAACAUGUGCAUUAAUUAUUUAUUUUCUAAUUUUUACAAAAUGUUUUUUACUGUGAUUGUAUUUAAAUAAACAGUCAUCAAUG